Messenger RNA from Penicillium pulvis, 1944 nucleotides. RefSeq lists its product as uncharacterized. The transcript is spliced from 6 exons. Gene Ontology annotation, molecular function: oxidoreductase activity; copper ion binding. Lineage: Eukaryota; Fungi; Ascomycota; Eurotiomycetes; Eurotiales; Aspergillaceae. The record is from RefSeq and is a predicted model, not a curated record. The coding region runs from base 1 to 1944 and encodes 647 amino acids.
AUGAACAAUUUGCGGGGUCAUUGUCAAGAGUCUCAGUGUACACAAAAAUCGACUUUAGCACCGGUGUUAUCACAAAGUCAACCUCGAUUAUGGAUCAUCUGGCUAUUGUUGGGAGCAUCAUUCAUUGUGCUCGCAGCUUUCUCACGGCCAGAUACCUACAUGUGGGGAUCUCGGUUUGCGCCUCUUCAAGCUCAUCGCAGUCCCUUGGGUGAGGCCGCUAUCCGCCCCAUGAUCACACUACACCCCGAGGACCAUGUAUAUCGCCAAAAGACUACGCAAUAUCUGGAUUGGCAUGUCACGAAAGAUGUGCGUAGACCUGAUGGAGUUCUCAAGCAGAUCUAUGUGAUCAAUAAUUUAUUUCCUGGCCCUACUAUUGAGGCCCGUUCUGGUGAUACUUUAAUUAUCACAGUCACCAAUGCGUUGUAUGAGGAAGCUGUUUCCUUCCAUUGGCACGGCCUUCAUGUUGCAAAUGCCAUGGAUGGAGCACCGGGAAUCUCACAGUUUCCUAUUGCAUCAGGUGGUCACUUCGUCUAUAAUCUUACCGUCCCUGCAGACCAAAGUGGUACAUUCUGGUACCAUUCACAUACCGGCGUUUCGCGUGCAGAUGGUCUCUAUGGUGGCCUUGUGGUCCAUGCUCCUGCCUCUCGCUCGGCCGUUAGGGGUCUCUUACCUCAAUCAAAGAGUGAUGCUCAUCACUACGGCUAUGAGAAAGAACUCCUUCUUCUCAUUGGUGACUGGUACCAUUGGCCCGCCAAGGAAGUCCUAGCCUGGUACAUGACUCCUGCCAAUAUCGGCUUGGAUCCAGUACCAGAUACUUUUCUCAUCAACGGAGUCGGAUAUUUCAAUUGUUCAGCUGCAACAAUUGCACGCCCGGUGAAUUGUGUAGAGCAGCCAGUCAACACUUCCUUCUUGGAAAUGGAUUUCAAUGUUGCCUAUCGAAUCCGCGUGGUAAAUACAGGAUCUCUAGCAGGGUUGAGUCUUGUGUUCGAUAAAGAGCAGCUGAACCUCAUUCAAGUGGACAGCGUUGACGUUGACCCUCUACAACACCACGAUAGCAACUCAAUCGGUGUUCUUUAUCCAGGACAACGAAUGGAUUUCAUUCUCAACCCUUCUCAAACACAUUUGAAGUCCUCUAUGACGGUUCAGCUAGACCAGGAAUACUUCAGAUUCAUGAACCCAUCUCUCAAUCCAAGCCAGACAUUCCCAACCAGCUUCAUAUCACCAGCAGACCCUCCAAUCCGCCCACCCAAGAUCCGACACAAGAUCGAUAUCAACAUUACACCAUCGGCCUCAUCAUUUCUUCAGUCCCUCCCACUAAGGCCCGACCGGACAUUCGUCGUAUACACGAAAAUCCAAAAACUAUCCUUCAAUCACAACAUGCCUUUCGGCAUCUUCAACAAGACUACCUGGAGUCCCCAACAAAACCCUCUCAUCCCACUAAUCGGUCUUCCGCGCACGAAGUGGGACAAAAACCAAUUUGCCAUCACGACCGGACCAGAUUCUGUUUGGAUUGAUAUUGUUGUGAAUAAUCUCGACGAUGGUGGUCAUCCUUUCCAUAUGCAUGGCCAUAGUUUUUAUAUCAUGACUGUGCAAAAAGGUGCUUACGGAUGGGGCUCAUACAAUCCGUUCGAGGACGCGUACCCUCCCGGCCUGGAGCCUGGGCCAGAUCCUGAACCCAUGGAAGGAACAGAAUGGGUCAUACCGAAUGAAAGUGAGUUCUAUCCCUACAACCUCUCUCGCGUUGCUUUGCGUGAUACGGUCUAUAUACCCAGGCGCGGAUAUGCAGUCUUGCGCUUCCGGGCGGAUAACCCAGGCGUGUGGCUUUUUCAUUGCCAUAUGCUUUGGCAUCUUGCGACGGGAACGGCGAUGUUGAUUGACGUUCAGGGAGAUUUGAAGGGUGAGGUUGCGCAUGAUCCUUCUUUGCUUGAGGGGAUGAGGGCGUGA